UCUUUAUCGCACGAAUCGCGUCACGUGAGGAAAGUUGCUUAGUCUAUUCCAGCUAUAAAUACAGUGCUGGUGAGAAAUAUGAGUCGAAGCCAACGUUGGGCGCCGCUGCAACGCGUGGGCGUAGUGGGUGUGCCUUUUGAGAAGGGCCAGAAGAAGUAUGGAGUGAGUGUAGCCCCCGCAGCCAUGAGGAGCGCCGGCCUCAUCGACCAACUUAAAGAAAUCGAGGGCCUCGACGUGGUAGACUAUGGAGAUGUGGAAGUCGCUCCAUGCGAGGAGAAAGCAAACGUGGACAACAUGGCUUGUCUACCCCAGGUGUCAGCUUGUAACAUGACAUUGUCAAAAACAGUAUCACGAAUCAUCAGUGACAACCGAGUGGCUAUCACUAUCGGUGGGGAUCAUUCUAUUGGAGUUGGAACUGUAGACGGCCAUUAUAAGGUAAACGAAGAUAUGAUCCUGAUUUGGGUGGACGCUCAUUCUGAUAUCAACACGAACAAAACAUCUUCCUCUGGGUCGGUGCAUGGUAUGCCAGUAGCUCUACUCGUCAAGGAAUUGGCUGAUUACUGGCCUUACCUCCCCACGAUGGACUGGCAGGUUCCCAAAUUUUCUAUCAAGAGCCUCGGAUACAUAGGUCUUCGUUCCGUGGAUAACUACGAGAGACUUUUAAUAGAGAAGUACGAGAUCCCAGCUUUCGCAAUGGAGGACAUAGACCAGCACGGAAUACAGCAGUCUAUAAAGCAUGUUCUACGGACAUUAGACCCUGAGAGCAAGCGACCGAUCCACGUUAGUUUCGACAUUGACUCCCUGGACGCUUUAGAAGCCCCGAGCACCGGCACUCCAGUGCGAGGUGGACUGACUCUCCGUGAAGGAAUCUGCCUGAUGGAAACCAUCCAUAGCACCGGGCGCCUCCGUGCCAUAGACCUGGUGGAGAUCAACCCAGCUUUGGGCAGCGACGCAGACCGACGGCGUACCAUCGAAGCUGGUCUCUGCAUCCUUAAAGCAGCUCUAGGGUUCUCAAGACGAGGCACCGCUCCUAGAGGAGUCUUGGAUCUCCCUGGCAAAAUAAAUGUAAAUUAGGUAUCGACUAAACACAGGCAACAUUCAAAAUAUCUACCUACUCCUGACGAGUACUUCAGUUAUUGUAUUGUAUAACAUAAAUAGCUUAGAUUAUGUCCAAAUGUCGGGAAAGGUAAAAAAUGGUAUGAAGGAAAGGUUCCUUUUGUAUAAAAAUAUCCAAAUAGCAACCAUAAAUAUAUUGUUUAUAAGUAGAUAACUAGCCUUGGUAAUUCAGUGAUGUGGCCUUCCCGGGAAUGUACUCAAUUUAAAAAUUCUAAUAUGUAGUAAGGACACUAGCGGCUUUUCUUUUUCAAAUAGGCUACUUGACAACUUAGUCAAAUGAGAUACUUUUUACGAAACGUCCUGUGACGUCAUCAAUAAAAGCUGUCAAACAUCGUACUCAUUGUCACUUAAUUCAUAAAUAAAAUUCUAUAAUAAGUCGAAAGGUAAAA
This is a messenger RNA of Pectinophora gossypiella (pink bollworm), 1505 nucleotides long. It is a transcript of the gene arg, whose product is annotated as arginase-2, mitochondrial. Gene Ontology annotation, molecular function: arginase activity; manganese ion binding. NCBI's taxonomy places the organism in Eukaryota, Metazoa, Arthropoda, Insecta, Lepidoptera, Gelechiidae. Gene Ontology annotation, cellular component: cytosol; cytoplasm; nucleus. The record is from RefSeq and is a predicted model, not a curated record. The transcript is spliced from 7 exons. The coding region runs from base 79 to 1074 and encodes 331 amino acids.